This is a messenger RNA of Papaver somniferum (opium poppy), 3806 nucleotides long. Its product is annotated as CASP-like protein 1D1. Lineage: Eukaryota; Viridiplantae; Streptophyta; Magnoliopsida; Ranunculales; Papaveraceae. The record is from RefSeq and is a predicted model, not a curated record. The coding region runs from base 2990 to 3499 and encodes 169 amino acids. The transcript has 4 exons.
UUUUUGCACUAAAUCUCCUCUUCGGUUACAAAACCCAUAACCAAUUAUUAUCACCGAUAUCUUGUUGCGCUCAAUCCCCUCUUCGUUACAGAAGUAUAUUAGUGCUCUUCUUCGGAUUGUUCUUCUCCAUUGCGGCGACAGGAUUUGCUGAAUUGAAUCCCUUUGAUCAAUACCCGGAUAAUCAGUUUGAUGCGAUACGUUUCAAAUGUUUCCCUAUAUAAACCUCAGCAGAUGUUAUCAUCUUCCUAGCUUUCUCCAUUUCUUUCUACCGGGUGCUCUCUGAAGAAUAUUAGGUAAUGCCAUCCUUCCCCUAUAUUGAGAGUGAUGUUUAUAAUAUCGGGUCUACGGAUGAACUCACACUCACAUGUGAAUUUUUAGUUAUGUGAGAAGUGAGAAAAGCAACCCUUCUUAGAAAAGGUAAUAUUCUUUCAUCUGUGAUAUACGAUUAGUCCAUUUGACACCAACCCACACCCGGUAAAGAUUCGUGUUGGUGAUAGACAUGUAAGUUUUUCCUUUGGUUUCAUUUAGUGAAUGAUUUUCUUGAUUUGGUUAUUUUUCUAAAAUAUUAAAUGUAACUUUCACGUAAGUUGGACCAUCAAUCUUAGGUGUAAUCGGUUUUUUCUUGAUCGAAAGGACUCGCCAAAACUCAUAAAACCCAUUAGCCAGUGUAUGGAAGUGACAUUAAAUAUCUAGAAUACACCUGAAAUAUCCAUCCUUACCCAAACUUCUCAAAUUUGUCUGGGCAGCAAAGUAAGUGCAUGAUGCAUUUGCACUCCGUAACCAAUUUUUUUUCCUAAACGUCGCUUCUAUCACGCUAUAUUAGUUGCAUAGCUUGAAAAUAAACAACUCAGACAAGUGGAUUGGCUUGACCCUUCCUUGGCUUCUAUUCGUUAUUUGUUGUCGUAGUAUUUACAAUUUCAUAUUAAAUCCAAGAAAAAUUAUGAUUGAGAUUGUGUUUUGUAUAAGGACUUCGGUUCAGGAAAGCUUAGAGUGAGAAUGAUAUCUUACUUUCUCCGGCAACUCUUCUGCAUAUACUGAUUGUUAAAUUUAAUUUUUAGAGAUGCAUUUAAAGUCUAUUGAAUGUUAAACCGAUGCCAGUCCCAGGCUUAGAAUGUUAGAAACAAUGAUAAAGGCCAAAGGUUGGUGUGACUAAUGUUAUUGUACCCAUUGUUACGUAAAUCUUUGCACGUUGUUUAUAUUGUUUGGACUUUGGAAUUUAUUCUAUUUGUUCUUUUUUUCUUUCUACCUGGACAGCCAACCAACAUUUCUGCAAUGUUCAUCUCUAAUUGUAUUUAUACUUAUCUCACUUUUUCUGUUAGAGGGUUAAAAGUUUUUUCCAAGUGCAAUCACUUGAUCUAUAAAAUUCGAUACGGAAAAUGGGUCAUUUGUCCAAAUAUUUUUAAAUCACGGUUCAAAUGGACGGGUAAAAAAUAAUUUGGGUGAAAUGGCAAAAAAAAAAUAGCAAGGAUGAAACUGGAUACAUCUUGUUUAAAUUAAAAAUAAGAAAAAAUAUUUGAAAACAGGCACGAUGAAAUUGGUUACAUCCUGCCUAUUUUUACAUUUUUGGCCAUUUAAACAGUAUCAAAAUUUAACUGUCCAUUUCACCCAGAAAUUGUUGAUUUUGGUUUUUUUUUAACCAAUUUUGUGAAUUCGAUAGUCAUAGUAUCGAACCAUCUCCUUAUAUUGUUUCAAUAUUUGUGAACAUUUUGUCCAUCCGGCCCAAUUGAAAGCCCAAAGGGUUUGUUUGGGUUAAAAGGAUUGAAACCGAAAGUGACUAGGACAGAAAACAUUACAUAUUCGUUAAUUGAGGAAUGAAAGUAAAACUAAAAGGUAAAUGGAUUGCCAAUUGACUAAGUGAAAGACAUUUUUUUUCUGGGAUGAGAGUAAUAUUACCUCCAAUUCAGGAAAAGUGUUAAUUUCACUUUGUCGAUUUGAAAGUGUUAAAAUGAAAAAGUGAAAGUAACACUAUUCCAGAAAUGGAGGGAGUAGUAAUUAUAGGGUGUCUAAAGAACUACAUUAGAGGGAAUUAUUACUAUGUGCAUGUGAACAUAAGUAUUUUGUGUUAGCUUUUCACUAAAAUAUGACUAAUCCAAGUAAGCUAACUAGCUAAUAGUCGGUAAUAGUGAAAACAAAUCAUAGCCCUGGACCAUUACGGCACGGGUCAUUUACUAGUUAGUAACAUAAAAUCCCGUUGGUAGUCAUUAUGGAUUAUUGCCGUUAGGUAUUUAAGAAAAGCUGAUUUCCACCUUUAGCUCAUGACAUUGUGCUAAGUGCCGUAAGUCUGUAAAGUCUAGACCACCAUAUUAAGUCAUCGUUUUUUAUUAGAAAAUUUAGAUUCAUAAUUAUACUUGAGAUAUGAUACCACUUUGUCCAGAAGGAACUGUGCGACUUUGAACUACAAUUAAAAAACGAUAACAGUGGUACGGGAACUUUUUGGUGAUGAUGAUGACAAAGCCUGCCAUGCUGUGUUGAUGACAUUGAUGAGGUCUACAGGGAUGACGGUGUUGUUUAUAAUGAUCUGAUGAAACUUGAACGUUGAACAGUUGAACCCAUUACUCAGCUAUUAUCGAAUAUAUACACAUGACAUUAGCUUCUUCUCUGUAUCACACUAUCACUGAGUUGUAUCGUUCUAUGUAUAUGUUUCAUUAAUAUUUUUAACAGAACAAAUAACAUUUCAUCACCGCUUGACGCUGGCACUAUUGAUUACUUUAUUUAAUUUUUUUGAUUAAUUUUAUAUAUAUCGAUCAAUCAUAUUUUUAUUUCUCUUUGCUCUCUAUCUUUUUUUUCUUUCUUUCUUCGCUCUCUAUCUUCAAAUAAGUAUCUUUUGCUAUCUCACUCCAUGUUCAUUACGAGCUAAAUAAGUAUCUUCUUGCCGGCUUCUAUUCGUUUCCUAUAUCAUUGGUUUUUCUCUGCAAUAAUAUUCCCCCCUCUUCUUCUUCCAAUCGAAAAAAAUAAAGUUUUGUUGAUUAAGAAUAAGAAGUUAUCAAGUAUGUCAAAUAUUAGUGGUGGUCUUCGCAGAUAUCUAAGUGAAUUCAGUUUUAUAGCAAGUGUAGGCCUUAGGAAGUUGUUAUUUUGGACGGUACUUGUUGCCGCAAUUGUUAUACAUACAAGCAAACAAACCGAAGAUGAAAAAACAACCAAUUACACUCACUAUCCCGCUUACAAGUAUCUCUUAUCGAUUCUUUGGGCUGUUUUUGCCUACACUUUCUUCGCAGCCAUAUACGAACUAAUCUAUGGGAAGACAGGAAAGAAGCAUGCUCUUCUCAGUCUCUUAUUCUGUGAUACUAUUAUGCUGACACUGUUAGCUUCUGCAACUGGUACUGCCGGGGCAGUGUUGUAUAUUGGAAAGAAUGGUAACUCACGCGAUGGAUGCUCGAAAAUAUGUGCUGUUUUCGGAAGGUUCUGCAGACACAUGGAAGUUUCAUUUGGAAUGUCGAUAUUCGCAUGUUUUCUCCUCGUAUGGAUUAUCUUAUACUCAGCUGGUGCCAUUAAACAGUGAUUGGAAACCAUUGAAUUUGAUUCCUCAAAUCUUUUGGUGUAAUUCAAGGUGGCUUCUUCACAGUUGGCGUUUUCCAAUUUGGCUUCCAUCUACUGCGGUGGUGCAUUUGCCUCUCGGCAUUAUCCUUUUAAUCAACGGGUAUAUCUUACGUGGGCAAUUUAUAUUGGACCUCUAGUUUGUCCAGCACGGUUCGUCGAAUUCGUAAUCAUCCCUUUUCCUAAUGGAGCCUUUGUUUUUCGUCCUCUCUCCAAUUGCAAGACAUUUCGAGUCUGUUUUACUUCAAUGCAACUCUAUAUAAUUCAUGUAU